Molecule: messenger RNA, 1673 nt
Organism: Cuscuta epithymum
Lineage: Eukaryota; Viridiplantae; Streptophyta; Magnoliopsida; Solanales; Convolvulaceae
Source: the annotation of a GenBank genome assembly
UUAAAGAAGACUUAAUUAUUAUUAAUAACGAGAGUAACAAGAGACAAAGCAAUACAAUAAUUCAAGGUUACACUGGGGUGAGACAUAAAACUGAUCAGCCUUUGAAGACAUGUCAAAUUCGCUAACCCUGCAUCAUUAUAGUCUAAUCUAACAUUAUUGCUGAACUUGCUACUAAAAUUAGAGAUUACUAAACAAGAAUUCUUUAAAUAAAAAUAAGAAAAUAAAUCAAGCGUCCCAAUUUUACCAGCCACCAAAAAGGGAGAAGAGGUUUGUCCAAUCACCUCCAAAGGAAGCAUCCCCAUUUCACCAGCCACCUGGAAGGAAGAGGAGGUUUGUCCAUCCACCUCAAAAAGAAGCAUCCCGAUUUUACCAGCCAUCGGAAAGGGAGAAAAGGUUUGACCAGUCAUCUCCAAAUUAAAGGAAUCGUCUUGUGUACGGAACCUAUCAGUACUUUAGGCGGUGCUAUCCGGGGAGCACUGUUGCGUUGUCGUUUUGUGUUCCCCCACCAUCAAACUCCUCGAAUGACCUCCUUCCAUAAGCCUAAUUUAAGCUCUCCAUUACUGGUUAACAAAACGAUUGUCGAAACUGAGACAUAGAAAAAGAAGCAACGAGACUCACGAUCAAAAGCACAAACACGUUCACAAUUGGAAUGGACCAAACCCUCAGCCAGAGAAAACUCAUCUGGACAAACCCUCGGCCCGAGUAGAACUCUGCCGGACAACAUGUAGAUAGCAACCAAGAUCCACGAGAAUUAAGAAACGCAUCAGAAGAAAAAACAAUGAAAUCUGGCAACGCGGAGUGCUCAAAGACCGUGACGGAAGGCCUCCUCCCUACUCACCAAUCGAUUGAACUCGCCGCUUGAGAAGUUCCCCUUCCGGCUCCCUGCCUGCGUCGGUUGCGCAAUGCGCCGUGAUCGGCAUGUUGCUGACUCUGAGUGACUGAGUCUCUGCCUGAAUGCCUCUCUGGACGCUGGUUUCCUAUUUGCAGGUUUCAUUUUGGCAAAGAGAAUCAUGAAUAUCACAACACUAUUCAGGAGGUUAAAUAUCAGAGAUUUGGUAUCAAGUCCAUCUCUCUACAGUUGUGGCAAGGAUGCAUCCGGAGAGGGACUGAGCUUAGUACUAAGGCGUUGGGCUACCAAGAAGACAGCAGGAUCCACAAAAAAUGGACGUGACUCAAAACCUAAGAAUCUCGGGGUGAAGAAAUUUGGCGGAGAGAGGGUGAUUCCAGGGAAUAUCAUUGUUCGCCAAAGAGGAACCAGAUUCCAUCCGGGGGAUUAUGUUGGAAUUGGCAAAGACCACACAUUGUUCACAUUGAAAGAAGGGUGUGUCAAGUUUGAGCGAAACAAGCUGACUGGACGCAAGUGGGUCUAUGUGUUGCCUAAAGACGGGCAUGUGCUUCACCCCAUAUACUCAUCCAUGGCUUCACCUCCCGAGCUAAAGAACGCGUGCAGUGCCAGUUCAUCAUUUUGAAUUCUUAUUCCAUUUGUCACAUUCUUGUCCAUUGUUCUUUUUUACUGCUGUAUUUUGUAAUUGUGAUUGGAGCAGCAAUGCAAGGCUGCUCUGAAUUCUAUUGAAUAAUGGCAAAUUUUGCACAUAAUGAUCAAGUAGUUAUACAUCAUGUUUAGCUACAAGCUAAGCAAACUUAAACAACAAUUGGAUGGAUUAUAUGCAAAC